AUGUCUUCUCGAUACCGCAGAUCAAGAACCUGUCAACUGACGAAAACAAUAUUGAUUCUCGUUCUUCUUCUUAUCCUUUUGAGUUGCUGCAAUGGAGCAAGAACUACGAACGUGUUCACCACGAGUUCGCCACGCAAAGAAAACGCCGUAGUCUCGCCACCUCCUCAUCAUCAUCAAGUACAAGAUCACAAAAGCGUACAAUUCUUGGGGUUUUUGCCACGUCAGUUUCCGGUUCCAGCUUCUGGUCCUUCGAGAAAACAUAACGACAUCGGUUUAAGUAGUACUACUACAACUCGAUCUUCUCCUUGA
This is a messenger RNA of Microthlaspi erraticum, 309 nucleotides long. The record is from the annotation of a GenBank genome assembly. Lineage: Eukaryota; Viridiplantae; Streptophyta; Magnoliopsida; Brassicales; Brassicaceae.